Messenger RNA from Thunnus maccoyii (southern bluefin tuna), 608 nucleotides. Its product is annotated as microfibril-associated glycoprotein 4-like. The coding region runs from base 63 to 608 and encodes 181 amino acids. Lineage: Eukaryota; Metazoa; Chordata; Actinopteri; Scombriformes; Scombridae. Gene Ontology annotation, biological process: elastic fiber assembly. The record is from RefSeq and is a predicted model, not a curated record. The transcript has 4 exons.
GUAGUUUUAGCUAAAGGAUCAUAUUUACUAAUGAGUGUAUUUGUGUGUAGGUGUACUGUGACAUGGACUCAGUAGGAGGACGUUGGACGGUGUUCCAGAGGAGGAUGGACGGCUCGGUGAACUUCUACAGGCCCUGGGAUCACUACAAGAAGGGCUUUGGUAUCGCUGCUGGAGAGUACUGGCUCGGUCUUGAGAAUCUCUUCCAUCUGACUCGGAGGAAGAAGGUUGAGCUGCUGGUCGACAUGGAGGACUUCAAUGGAAAAAAAGUGUUUGCUCGUUACUCCUUGUUCUCCAUUGAAUCAGAGUUCUACGGAUACAGACUGCAUGUGUCUGGAUUCAAAAAUGGAGGAGCAGGAGACGCCCUGAGUAAUCACAACAAACAGAAGUUCUCCACCUUCGACAAAGACCAGGACUGCAGCAGCAACAACUGUGCCAAAGUCUUCCUGGGGGGGUUCUGGUACAACAACUGUCAAAAAGCAAACCCCAACGGGGUUUAUCACUGGGGGGCUGAUAAAACUAUGAGGCCCAUAGGAGUGGAGUGGUACCAGUGGAAGGGCUCUAAAUACUCCCUGAAGACCAUCAGCAUGAAGAUUCGUCCUGUUCACUAA